AUGAAGCAGGACCAAGUGGGCCCCGGCUCGCCCUUGAGCGGGUCGCAGCCCAGCUCCGGCCCGAACACGGUGCGUUCUACGAUCCCUGAGGCGACCUAUUCUUUGAAUGCAGUAGGAAAAGUACCAGAAACUCGCCCUGCGCGUCUUAUCCUACGCCCUUAUGACGUCAACACUACAGGUUACACCACCAUGGCCCCCGUGCAGUCGUCUCAGUCAGAAUGUCUGAGGUUCUACAACGCGCAAAUGGCUCCUCCCGCUCCUUCCAAGCAACAACCGCAGCCCUGUUACCAAGCCUCGCUAGAAGAACCCCCCGUUAAAGGACAAACUGAAUAUUCUCAACCCAGCAAGCCCCUCGAUAGCGCGUUGCCUGCACUGCAGGAGCCGCCCCAGCGCAUGCCUAUGGGCGUCGGCCGCGGCACAAUGCCCGUAAACGCGUACGACUUUCCUCCCCCCUUGCUUGAAAACAAGUUUCAGAAGGAACAGAACUUUCUACGGGGCUGGAACAGAGUAGACCAUGCAGGGGCCGUCGCCACCUGUCGGAUGGAGCGCGUUCCUCUCCCCAUGCUAGAGCGCAUUCCCGGCGGCUCCGGCCGCAUUCAUCUUCAGGGGCCCCUGGUUAAGAUUAAGCUUCCCCAGGUUCCCUCUGUAGAGGGAGACCUCCGUCGCUUCUGUCAGCGGAUUUUGACGGCUUUCAGCGGAGCGGCUGACGACUGUCGCCGUCUCCUUGUCCCAUGCACUCAGAUGCGCCUCCCUAAGUUUGAGUGCAACGCCCCCCAACCCCCCGUGCUGCAGGAAUGCAGAAGCUGCGGCUACAAAGGCCAUUUUUGCCCCGAGUGCGGCUCUGGACCAAACGGUCGCAUUAUGGCUGCGGACGGGGCCCCGUUUGCGCGCGUUCAGCCAUCAAGAGGGGUACUAGUGGCGCAAGAAGGAUGCUUGGAAAGGUGCAUGCGGUGGCACUGCUCUCUGUUUGAGGAGGUGGGGGACGCCAUCGACCAGGAGAUUCUGUGUGACAGGGCGGGCAGCGUUUUCCGUGAGUGUGGAGAGUUUAUAGAUAACCUCGUGGCGGAGGGAAUCCACGCCAUUAGUUUCAACUGUGCAAGCAUCUGUGGCGCUAUUCCCCGGAGAAGCCACACUUUAGUCGAGGGCUACCCGAUGUACGAACCUGAUCCACAAUUCUUGCGCAAGGAGCGGCCGACAAGUGCAACAGGGAACGCCUGCGUGGACCAGCUUAACGCCUUCCUGGACGCCUGUUUAGCGGAACGCACCAAAUACAACCCAGAGUUGCCUCCUCCUCCCAUCCCAGAUACGCAGAAGACCGGCAACUGGCUGAUUGACGCCACCAACGCUGCACUAGACUACUGCCUACAAGAUCGCACACCACCGCCACCGCCCCCGCCCCGCAAGGUCUGCCCAUUGGAAAUGCUGAUUCCUCCGUGCUGCCGCGAGCGACCGCCAGUCGUGAUGCCUCCUCCGAAACAGCCAAUGUGCCCGCUUUUGGAACGCUGCAUGGGCCGUGACCGCGACUGUCCUCACUGCCACCAGCCUAUUCGUCCAUCUGGAGGCAAAUGCCCAAAAGAGCAAAUUGGUGGAUGCCAAAUCCAGUUUUGCCCUGCUCGUGAGCCUGAAAUUACCGUUGUCCCCACAGGCCCGGCCCUUGUGUAUCCUUACAGAGAAGAAGCAUUCCAAGUGAGGGAUCCGUCUGGCGUAGUAGAGGUGUUGGACGAUCAUGCGGAAGGAGUACAGCUCCCCCACAAGUUGGUCAUCACUGAGCCAGUGAUGUAA
Messenger RNA from Eimeria acervulina, 1782 nucleotides. RefSeq lists its product as hypothetical. The record is from RefSeq and is a predicted model, not a curated record. Bases 1 to 1782 code for a protein of 593 amino acids. The transcript is spliced from 7 exons. Lineage: Eukaryota; Apicomplexa; Conoidasida; Eucoccidiorida; Eimeriidae.